Molecule: messenger RNA, 702 nt
Organism: Durusdinium trenchii
Lineage: Eukaryota; Dinophyceae; Suessiales; Symbiodiniaceae
Source: the annotation of a GenBank genome assembly
AUGCAGGAGAGGCAAGGGUCCAGAGCAAUGAAGAACCUCAACAAUUUGGUCAAGGAUGUCCUGAUCCGUUGGAGUCUUCAGCAGGUGACAUCUGCUGGCGUCGCCACAGUGGAGGUUCUAGAUGUUUGCAGCGGACGUGGGGGCGACCAAAUGAAGUUCCUGCAGGCCCCCAUUUCCACCGUCAGGCUUUGCUACAAUGCUGUGGAUAUUGCAGAGGCGCAGAUCCUUGAGGCGCAGAAGCGCCUCCGACAGCGCCUGCCGCUAGAGUGGCUAGAGAGCUGCCGCUUCUUUAUUGGAGAUGUAACCUUGUUGGCACCAACCCUGCCUGAUGAACCCUUGCCGUGGCAGCACAUCGUUUCGAUUCAGUUUGCGCUGCAUUAUGCCUUCAAAUCGAAAGCAUCAGCAAGAAGUUUUCUGCACAAUGCUACAGGCCGCCUAUGUGGCGGAGGGCUGUUGAUCAUCACAACUGUAGACUCGUCCAAGAUCGGAGAGUUUGCAAGGCAAGCAGCGGAGAAGCAGGAGAACAUGGGACUUGACGGCAGGGUUUUGCAAAACUUUUGCAGUAAGGAUGCCCACCAACUGGCAGGGCCUGCACGGCACGUUCCCCAUUUUUGUGCCCCCUACAUCUCCCAAAAGAAAAGUGGAGUGCUUAGUCAGCACGGAAGCCCGCACGGAAGCCAGUGCGUGGAUGUUGCUCGGUGA